AUGUUGAAAGAGCCUAUUCUCGUUGUUCUAUUGGUUUUCGUUUGGACACAGGUAAGUAAUUCAUUUGGGAGCAUAUUAUACUAAACUUGACAAUCUCGUGAAACACGAUUUUGCUAGUUACUUUGAGACUUUACUAGCAUAUAUUAUCAUAUAUUGAGUAAGAAAUUGUCAAUUUAAGCUCACAAAAGCACAAACCACAACAUCGUACUGGGGCUUCGACAACGGGGAACAAACGACCACACAGAACUGGUGGGGCGAGAACGUAGACACAGGAGAAGUCGCCGAAGUUGUCAAUCCUGCACCAGACACAACACCUGGUACUCCCCCAUCUAGUCCUCAAGUAGCUGCAGCUGGAGUGGUACCAGUAGGGGCAGGAGAUGGUACUGAAACUACAGUAGCCCCAGCCGAUAGUCCUGCCGCAUACGGGGCAGCAGCUACACCAGAUGCUCCACCAGCUGAUGGGGCCAACUCUACAGCAUCAGCCAUCUCAAGUAACAUGCUUUGGAUCCCAGUAAUGGGCCUUAUCGUACUCAAUUAA
Bursaphelenchus okinawaensis is the source of this 538-nucleotide messenger RNA. NCBI's taxonomy places the organism in Eukaryota, Metazoa, Nematoda, Chromadorea, Rhabditida, Aphelenchoididae. The record is from the annotation of a GenBank genome assembly.